This is a messenger RNA of Lasiosphaeria miniovina, 2049 nucleotides long. RefSeq lists its product as uncharacterized. NCBI's taxonomy places the organism in Eukaryota, Fungi, Ascomycota, Sordariomycetes, Sordariales, Lasiosphaeriaceae. The record is from RefSeq and is a predicted model, not a curated record. The transcript is spliced from 7 exons. The coding region runs from base 1 to 2049 and encodes 682 amino acids.
AUGAAAUCCGCAGUGCUCUGGAGCUUUACGCUAUUCUCAAGCAUCCCGUCAGUUUUAGGGCUAGAUGCGAGCAAUCUGCCCGAUUGCGGUGGGGGCUGCCUGGAACCUAGCUAUCUGGGCUCGGGAUGCGCCGACCUGCAGUGCGUCUGCCAGCGAGACCAAGAGCUUCAGGCAUGUCUUCUCUUCGCCCAAACGCCGUCGUCUCCGAGCUUAGCUAACCAUUGUGGACGGCAGAAACUCUUCCAAUGCCUCUUCACCAACUGCAAUGCCGAGGACUACGUUCCCGCCAUCAAGCAAAUCACGGCUGCCUGUAUCAACUCGACCGUGACGUCGACGGUUCACAGCCUUAUAGGGACCCAAGACCCCAGCAACAUCACGGCCCGCGGCUCUCCCAUACAACUCAAUGUCAAUCUUCAAAUGGCGUACGAGGGUGUUGCCGAACCAGCCAUCACUGGCACGCCGGUUGUUGUCAAUGACAAGUCAGCAGUCACCGACGCAUUGCCUGAUAUCUCCCUGGGCAAUCAGUCCCCAGUCGAGAUGAACAUCAACCUCAAUUACGGAAGCAACAAGCCUGGCACCGCGACAACGUCUAGCAACCCCGCUGCCGUCGCUGCCCGGCGACUCCUCGGUAACUCUAUCAGUCUCGUCAACGACACGUCUAUCCAUCUCGACUGCCCCCCUGGACAAAACCCCAACGGUGGAAUUCACGACCCAAGUCCUUUCGUGACGAGCGGGCCUCCUUCAAACAACGGCAACGGCGGCCCGCCGGGGCCAUCUGUCACAAGUGGACCUGCCGCUCCCGGCCCAGGCGCUGGCAACCCGGGAGGCAACGGACAAUCGCCGCCCUGCCCACCCGAAGGUGGCCCUGGAAAUGGGGUUGGCAAUGGGAAUGGUGCACCUCCUCAGGUCACAGUUACCGUUGCUAUUCCACAAACGGAGCUGGGACAUAUGGAUCUGGUGCUGGAUCUGGUGCUGGAUCUGGUGCUGGAUCUGGUGCUGGAUCUGGAAAUGGAGGCUUCCCGAACGGCUGGGGCCCUGUCGGGAAUGGCGCCGGUACUGGUGCUGGGCCUGCACAGUACGGACCACCAGCUCCAGCUUUUCCUCCUCCAGCUCCAGCCUCUCCUUCUCCAGCUCCAGCCUUUCCUCCUCCAGCUCCUGCUUUUCCACAACCAGCUCCGGCUUUCCCUCAAGCAGGCGGGCCGGCAUGCGCAAAUCCAGCGCCCCAACCGGCUCCCAUGGGUCCGCCUUUCAAUCCAGGCGCAGAGUCUGGAACCCCCAAUGGCAAUGGCCUGGGAAACGGAUUGGGGGGAUCACCACCUUGCCCUCCUGGCCCGGACUUCGGAAACGGCAACGGAAAUGGGAAUGGUAACGGCUGGCCGGCUCCAGGUUUGGGUCAUUAUCAUGGGAACGCCAAGUCCCGAGGCAGUUGUCCCAACAACAUGUCCUUCGCCCCCACCUCCGCCUCCGCCUCCGCCUCCACCACCUCCACCACCUAUGCCGGCAGCCCCGCCCAUGUCUCCGUGGCCCAUGGCUCCGGCUCCAUGGCCAGCAUCUCCGCCGCCCCCACCCCCUCCUCCGCCGCCUCCUCCGCCACCGCCACCAAUGUACGGCCCGCCACCUACUCCAUGUGCAUUCUACGAAGCGAAGGCCGCUGCAGAAGUUAGAGCACCUGAAUUCGUCACGGUCACUGUCGCCGUUCCAGGAGGUAAUCAGUACGACCAGACCCCUGCAGUCGUCGGCGGUUACGGCAGCCCAGGAUCGGCCCCAGAACGGCUGUGGUCCAGCUUGGGAGUGCUCAUCGCUUCUGCUGUUGUGAUGGUCGUAUUCCAUCUUGAUCUGGUGUCUCUUCCCGUGCAUGGCCUCUACUCGUUCUUCUCGCCAGCUGAAAACUCGUCCAACUGCGGCCGCUCUUGCACUGCAAAUUUUAGCCCCAAGGAGGCCAAGUUGCGACAUGUGAAUUGGUUGAAACAUGAUCAAACACUGGACGAGGAGCUUUGGAGAUGGAUUAUUGCCGGUAGAUAUAGCAGCCCCGGCGAGGGCGCCACCUGA